AUGAGUUUGGUGCCGAAGGAAACAAUUGAAGUCAUUGCACAGAGCAUUGGCAUCACCAAUUUGAAUUCCGAUGUUGCUCUUGCUCUCGCUCCCGAUCUCGAGUAUCGAAUUCGCGAAAUCAUGCAGGAGUCCAUAAAAUGCAUGCGCCACUCAAGGAGAACUUCUCUUACUGCAGAUGAUGUGGAUAGUGCACUUGCAUUAAGAAAUUUAGAGCCGAUAUAUGGUUUCACCUCUAAUGAUCCUCUGCGGUUCAAAAGAGCUGUUGGACACAAGGAUUUGUUCUACAUUGAUGACAAAGAUGUGGAUAUUAAAGAUCUGAUUGAAGCACCUUUACCAAAAGUACCCCUUGAUACAUCGGUUAACAGUCAUUGGCUAGCUAUUGAAGGUGUGCAACCUGCAAUUCCUGAAAAUGCUCCAAUUGAAGUACCCUCUGAGUUAAGAAAAUGUGAAUAUAAGGAUGAUGGGAUUUCGGUUGAUAUUAAAUUACCUGUUAAACAUGUAAUAACAAGGGAGCUUCAGCUUUACUAUGAAAAAAUAACUGAGUUGACUCUAAAUAAGCCAAGCUCUAUUCCUUUUAGAAGAGCGUUGGUUAGCUUGGCAACGGACUCUGGACUCCAUCCCUUGGUUCCUUAUUUCACAUGCUUUGUUGCUCAUGAGGUGUCACGAAAUUUGAAUAAUUUAACUGUUUUAUUUGCCUUGAUGCGCCUUGUCCGGAGCCUUUUGCAAAAUUCUCACAUUCACAUAGAACUUUAUUUACAUCAAUUGAUGCCACCUAUCAUUACUUGCGUUGUUGCAAAAAGGAUAGGAAACAAACUAUCUGAUAAUCACUGGGAGCUUAGGAACUUCAGUGCCAAUCUUGUUGCUUCAGUAUGCAAAAGAUAUGGGCAUAUAUAUCACAAUCUUCAGCCCCGGGUGACAAAGACAUUUCUUCAUUCUUUCUUGGACCCUACAAAAGCUCUAACUCAACACUAUGGUGCCAUUAAGGGGAUAGCAGCUCUUGGAUCAAGACUGGUUCGCUUGCUUAUACUUCCAAAUCUCGAGCCCUAUUUGCAUCUUCUUGAGCCAGAAAUGCAACUUGAGAAGCAAAAGAAUGAAAUAAAGAGGCAUGAGGCAUGGCAAGUUUAUGGGGCCUUGCUGUGUGCAGUAGGCCAAUGCAUGCAUGAAAAGGUCAAAAUAUUCAGCAGUUUGUUCUCUCCUCCAACUCGUGCUACUUCGAGAGGCAAGGGAAAAGCCAUGAUUGCAAUGCCAAGUAAACGCAAGGCCAGCGCAGACAAUCUAAUGCAGCAGCAACAACCUCCCAUGAAGAAAAUUGCAAUAGAUGGUUCUGGAAUUGUGGUACCAAUGAAUUCAAUGUCUGUUGAAAUGCAAGGGUCAACAGGUGGAUUCUCCACUAUGACGGGGGUUUCGAAUGUUGGCAUGUCAUCAAUGAGUCGUCAAUUAAACAACGAUAACAUGCCAGGGAGAGAGGUUGGAGGUCAACAAUGGAAGGCAUCUACCAUUCUUGCCCAAGCUUGGAAGGAUGACAUGGAUGCAGGACAUUUGUUGUCAUCAGUGAUUGAAUUAUUUGGUGAAAGUGUGUUAUCAUUUAUUCCAAAACCUGAAGCAUGUAUAUUUUUGUAACAUUGAGUUACACUACUGGUAUUUGUUUUGCAUUUUGGAGUGCAUGUAAAUUUUUUAUGCAUCUUGUGUUACUUUUGCUGAAGUAUUUUUCAUAGGUUAGAAUAGAAACCUGGAUUUAAUCACUCAGGGAAAAUCUGUCUAAGCUAUUGACUUUUUGUCUUAGAUUAUUUAUUUUGCAUAGAUUGCAUAGAUUGUAAUAUCUUUUGACUAUAUUGGUAUUAGUGCACU
Messenger RNA from Gastrolobium bilobum, 1848 nucleotides. RefSeq names its product transcription initiation factor TFIID subunit 6-like. Gene Ontology annotation, cellular component: SLIK (SAGA-like) complex; SAGA complex; transcription factor TFIID complex. Gene Ontology annotation, molecular function: transcription coactivator activity; RNA polymerase II general transcription initiation factor activity; protein heterodimerization activity. The transcript is spliced from 12 exons. The record is from RefSeq and is a predicted model, not a curated record. NCBI's taxonomy places the organism in Eukaryota, Viridiplantae, Streptophyta, Magnoliopsida, Fabales, Fabaceae. Gene Ontology annotation, biological process: transcription initiation at RNA polymerase II promoter; RNA polymerase II preinitiation complex assembly. Bases 1 to 1620 code for a protein of 539 amino acids.